Myxocyprinus asiaticus (Chinese sucker) is the source of this 3632-nucleotide messenger RNA. RefSeq names its product engulfment and cell motility protein 1. The record is from RefSeq and is a predicted model, not a curated record. Bases 320 to 2500 code for a protein of 726 amino acids. Gene Ontology annotation, biological process: actin filament organization; cell motility. NCBI's taxonomy places the organism in Eukaryota, Metazoa, Chordata, Actinopteri, Cypriniformes, Catostomidae. Gene Ontology annotation, cellular component: plasma membrane; guanyl-nucleotide exchange factor complex. The transcript has 22 exons.
UCGCUUAACUGUAGCCAAGCAGUUUCCUCUUCUUGUGAUGAACGCCUACUUCCUCCUUCUCCUUCACCUCUCUUUCUUUAUCUUUGUGUCUUUCUCAUUGGCAGAGACCAAGUUCUGUGAAGUAGUUUGAAAAAUAUAGCUUUAGUCUUGAUUUUGGAGUCUUUUGUUGAUGAUGUGUAUGCGUGGAUAAGCGGCAUACUGUACUGCUGAAGAGUAAUCGGCUUACAGUGGAGGAAACACGACUUGUUUGACCAGGAGGUUUCCGGCUUGGAUGAGAGCCAGGCAGCAGUAAGAGGCCGCACCCUCCAUCAGCGCAGUCAUGCCGCCCCCAGCAGACAUCUUGAAGGUGGCCAUCGAGUGGCCGGGGGCCUUUCCCAAACUCAUGGAGAUAGACCAGAAAAAGCCUCUCUCAGCCAUAAUUAAAGAAGUCUGUGAGGGGUGGAACUUGCCGAACCCUGAAACCUAUGCCCUACAGAACGCAGACUCCACCAAUUUCUACAUCACUGAAAAGAAUCGCAACAACAUCAAAAACGGCUCCAUCCUGCGGCUUACUACAUCUGCUGCCCAGAUGGCCCAGCAGCUCCACGAGCGUAUCCAGUCCUCCAGCAUGGACAUGAAGCUGGACGCUCUAAAGGAUCUGGCCAACUCUUCACGAGACAUCACCUUCGCUCAGGAGUUCAUCAACCUCGAUGGCAUCUCGCUGCUCACACAGAUGGUGGAGAGCGGAACAGAACGGUAUCAGAAACUACAGAAGAUAAUGAAGCCCUGCUUUGGUGACCUGCUCUCCUUUACACUGACUGCCUUCGUGGAGCUUAUGGAUCAUGGCAUCGUAUCUUGGGACACCUUCUCUGUGGCCUUCAUCAAAAAGAUCGCCAGUUAUGUCUGCAAGUCUGCCAUGGACACUGCUGUGCUCCAGAGGUCUCUGGCUAUCCUGGAAUCCAUGGUGCUCAACAGUCAAGAUCUCUACCAGAAGGUUGCUCAAGAAAUCACCAUUGGCCAGCUCAUUCCUCACCUACAAGGGACGGAUCAGGACAUUCAGACUUACACCAUUGCAGUUAUUAAUGCAUUGUUCCUCAAAGCCCCUGAGGAAAAGAGACAGGAGAUGGCUCACAUUCUAGCACAGAAGCAGCUGCGUUCAAUCAUUCUCAGUAAUGUAAUCAGGAGUAACAAACCCAUAAAUGAUGAGAUGGCCCACCAGCUUUAUGUGCUGCAGGUCUUGACCUUUAAUCUCUUGGAGGACCGCAUGAUGACUAAGAUGGACCCGCAAGACCAGGCUCAGAGGGAUAUCAUCUUUGAGCUGCGCAGGAUCGCUUUCGAUGUCGAUUGCGAUUCCAACAACAGUGGCAGCAUUGAGAAGCGCAAAUCUAUGUACACCCGAGACUACAAAAAACUGGGCUUUAUUAAUCACGUGAACCCUGCGGUGGACUUCACUCAGAUUCCUCCUGGGAUGUUGGCUCUGGAUAACAUGCUCUACUUUGCCAGGCACCAUCAGGACGCCUAUAUCAGGAUUGUUCUGGAGAACAGCAGUCGAGAGGACAAGCACGAGUGUCCGUUUGGUCGCAGUAGUAUUGAACUGACAAAGAUGCUGUGUGAGAUUCUCAAAGUGGGAGAACUUCCCAGCGAGAACUGCCAUGACUUCCACCCCAUGUUUUUCACUCAUGACCGCUCGUUUGAGGAGUUCUUUUGCAUCUGUAUUCAACUACUCAACAAAACCUGGAAAGAGAUGAGAGCCACUUCUGAAGACUUCAAUAAGGUGAUGCAGGUGGUGAAGGAACAGAUCACUCGUGCUCUCACCAUCAAGCCUAACUCUCUAGAUCAGUUUAAGAGUCGUCUGCAAAAUCUGAGCUACACUGAAAUCCUCAAAUUGCGCCAGUCCGAGAGGAUGAACCAGGAGGACUUCCAAUCCCGGCCCAUCCUGGAGCUUAGGGAGAAAAUCCAGCCAGAGAUCAUGGAGCUGAUCAAACAGCAACGCCUCAAUCGUCUGUGUGAGGGCACCUGCUUCCGGAAGAUCAGCAGCCGAAGGAGACAGGAUAAAUUCUGGUACUGUCGAUUGUCGCCUAAUCAUAAAGUCCUGCACUACGGGGACCUGGAGGAGAGCCCUCAGGGAGAAGUACCCCAUGAUUCCCUUCAGGACAAACUUCCUGUUGCUGAUAUCAAAGCUGUUGUCACAGGUAAAGACUGUCCGCACAUGAAGGAAAAGGGAGCUCUGAAGCAGAACAAGGAGGUUCUGGAGCUGGCCUUCUCUGUCCUCUACGAGUCUGACGAGUAUCUAAACUUCAUUGCCCCUGACAAGCAUGAGUACUGCGUGUGGACAGAUGGGCUAAAUGCACUGCUUGGGAAGGAGAUGACCAGUGAGUUCACUCGCUCAGACAUGGACACCCUCCUCAACAUGGAGAUGAAGCUCCGCCUCCUUGACCUGGAGAACAUCCAGAUUCCUGAUGUUCCACCCCCCAUCCCCAAAGAGCCCAGCAAUUAUGACUUUGUUUAUGACUGCAACUAAUCCCCUUUCACUGGACUGACUGAUUUUUCUUAAAAUGCAUACUGGAAAAAAGACAAAUUUUUUUUUAAAAAGGACAACUUUCCUGCUUAAACUUGGCUCUCUUGUGCACCUCAUCUCAAUGGAUUUGCUAAACUUAAUGGACUUAACUUGCAAGGCCUCUGAACCAUCUGGUUUGGUUGAAGAACCAUGACACACAAACUGGUCCUCGGGUUCUAAACCACUCUCAUUUUGUCACAGUCAUCUCCAAACAUCUCUUUAAACGGUUACAUUCCUCAAACAGACCACCUGCUCUGGCGUAAAGAUUGCUUCAUGUCAAAAAUAUGUCUCAUCGUAUAAUUUCAGGCUGUUUGGAGCGGGAUGCUCCUUGUUGAGUCUGCAGAAAGUCCAACCUUGCACAUGGUGAUCUACCUUCUGAGUUUAGUUCCAGUUCUACUUACACCUGCCUGUACUUUUCAAGUGAACUCCAAGACCUUGAUUGGCUGGUUCAGGUUUGAUUAGAGAUGAAUCUAAGCUUUUCAGGAAACUAGAUCUUCAGGAGCAGGCUUGGUUACCCCUGGUAUUGGCAGUUGGGGUGUGUAGCGCUCGUUGUAAUAUGUUUCUCACUCCAACAAGCGGCAGCUAACAUCAAAGCGGGGUUGGUAGUGCAAGCAAAGUCAAAGUUAGUUCCAAGUAUCUCAUUCAAGCCUCGUAUACUGUAGACUGUUAAAUAGGUAGCUUCAUGCAAGAGGUUGCCUCUUUUUGUCUUAAACCAUACCUGCUUUGUGCAUACAUUGUUGUCAUUGUCUGACUAUAACACAGGCGUGUAGAUAAAGCUCUUCCAUUCACUCAGCAUCAACAGAUUCAUGGCAGACUGCUGUAACAUUCCAAAGCAAUAUUGAGCUUCUGUUUUGUAAGCUGGUAUAACUUCUGUGAUAUUCAUGAUUGCUGCCAAGUAGUCAGUAUUAUACAUUUUUGUGUAAUAAGGAAGUUUUAUUUUUCAGGGCUAUCAAAUUCAUUUAAAAGUUCAUGUUUAAUUUAAUUUAAGAUUGUGGUUAUUAUAAUUGUUAUGAUUUAUUUUUCUCCCCUCAGAUGUUUGUUAUAGGUUUAGGAGAGCGACAUCCUGCUGUUUACAUUAAAGAUUGAUUCCAAUUCA